Messenger RNA from Gregarina niphandrodes, 510 nucleotides. RefSeq lists its product as hypothetical. Bases 1 to 510 code for a protein of 169 amino acids. The transcript has a single exon. Lineage: Eukaryota; Apicomplexa; Conoidasida; Eugregarinorida; Gregarinidae. The record is from RefSeq and is a predicted model, not a curated record.
AUGGCCGCGAAGAACAACACCAAGGCCACGUCCGCCAAAGCCGGAUCAGCACAAACUGGGUCACGGCCCAAGACCAGGCUUACUAAAGCCGGGUCAGGACCGGCUAUAGACUUCCAGCGGGAAGAGAAUACUAAGAAGGUCACCCAACAUAAAAAACCGAGAGACCAGUCUUUGGCGACAGGCCCUGUCGCCAAGGUGAAGAAGACUGCCCCUAAGCGCCAGGUUCCGAAGCUUGAGGUCUCCAAGAAGAAGAAGGCAGACAACAAUGAAACGUUACGAACUAGCGAAUUAAAGGAAUCAUUGAUCCCAUCAUCCCCUGUGUCGAGCAAGUCGAAAAGCGGUCCGUUUAAAACGGCCAAACGGAAGUCCAUUGGUUUGACGGCGAAACCGAGUAGUCCACCAAAGACAGCGGUACCGCGGUCAAAGCCACUAAACAAGUCGCAAAAAAAGUUCCAAAUGAAGCUAGACCGAGCCCAAAAUGCAGCGUCUGGCGGCAAGAGCAAGAAGUAG